AGGGGUCGCGGCGGCGGCGGCGGCGCCGUCAGCGGCACCCGGGCGGUCGGGAGCUUCAGGCUCCGGAGCAAGAUGGCGGCACGAGUGCUGCUCGCGCGAGGAGGCCUGCUGCGGCCAGCCGCCCCCGGCAGCUUCCUGCCCGGGCUCCGGACAGUGACAUCCUCAAGUCCCAGAGCUCGGGAAGACAGCUGGCUCAAGUCCUUAUUUGUCAGAAAGGUAGAUCCGAGAAAAGACGCACACUCCAACCUCCUGGCCAAGAAGGAGACGAGCAGUCUGUACAAGUUACAGUUUCACAACGUUAAGCCGGAAUGCCUAGACGCAUACAACAAAAUUUGUCAAGAAGUGUUACCAAAGAUUCAUGAAGGCAAGCAGUACCCUUGUACCUUGGUAGGAACAUGGAACACGUGGUAUGGCGAGCAGGAUCAAGCCGUCCACCUCUGGAGGUAUGAAGGAGGCUAUCCAGCCCUCACGGAGGUCAUGAAUAAACUCAAAGAAAACCAGGAAUUUGUAAAUUUCCGUAAAGCCAGAAGUGACAUGCUUCUCUCCAGGAAGAAUCAGCUGCUGUUGGAGUUCAGUUUCUGGAAUGAGCCAGUGCCGAGAUCAGGACCCAAUAUAUACGAACUCAGGUCCUACCAGCUCCGACCAGGGACAAUGAUCGAAUGGGGCAAUUACUGGGCCCGAGCCAUUCGCUUUAGACAGGACAGUAAUGAGGCAGUUGGGGGAUUCUUCUCUCAAAUUGGGCAGCUAUAUAUGGUGCAUCAUCUUUGGGCUUAUAAAGAUCUUCAGACCAGGGAGGACAUACGGAGCGCAGCGUGGCAGAAGCAUGGCUGGGAGGAACUGGUGUACUACACGGUCCCACUCAUUCAGGAAAUGGAGUCCAGAAUCAUGAUCCCGCUCAAGACCUCACCCCUCCAGUGAAGCUUCCACGUGCCUACACGGAUUUCCGGGAUGAAUACAUGUCAUGAAUUCGUUUCAGCCAUUCAUCAAGUGAAAAAAAGAAACCGAGGUGUAAACUGCUGUACAUAGCUUGUAAGAUCUCUUUUCUUUAAAAUUUGCAUAAUCACGAAGGGAAAUCGGGGAUCAGACUACGGGAGCACCACUCUGACACAGCUCUGCUUACCAAACUUAAGCCUCUAGCCCUUCAGGAAAACAUGAUCGUUUGAAGCUGGGGGUGGUAGCUUGCACUCAGGGAGCUGAGGCAGGAGAAUUUUAAGUCCUAGGUCAAUCUGGGCUACACAGAGAGUUUCAGGCAAGCUUGGACCCCUGGGCUUCCAUAGUGAGACCCUGUCUCAAAAACCGAAUUUAAAAUUCGAAUCAUCUCUGAGUAAAAUUCUAGCUCUAAAAAAAGAAUCAGCUAUUGCUUUCUAUUUUUUUAAAAAAAAUCUGUUUUAUGUUUACAGAUUUCUACAAAUUUCUUUCCUUCAGGAAGAAAUACAAAUUAUGUCGUUUCUCGAGCAGUUUUUCUGAGUCUCAAACUAGGAACAAAUUAUGAGUGUACCCAAUGGCUGAAAAGGUUCUGAUUUUGUGACUUUUGGUCAGUCAGGGAGGGCUGAGCAGUGUACCACCCUAAGCUGGAAGGGUGGUCACGGGGCACUAGCCCAGUAAUUCGGGCUCCACCAGGCACUGUGUCCUGAGGGGUUGACAUGAACCAGUGCACCACAUGCGAUUUGGUAAUAAACACCUCAGAUAGCUCUAAUUUUAUUUGUAAUAUUUUUCUAUAAAACAAGUAGCUCUUGGAAAAGAGGUUUUAUUUUGUAAGCCGCCAUCUGUGACCUCUGACCUCUGGUUCUAUUUUGGUAAGCGCACAGCAGACACUUCCAAGAUCUUGUGUGAAGGGCAGUGCACGUUGGGUCUAAGUUGACAUAAAGCUGCAUAUUCUGUCUGUCUCCGUUUGGUUUUGUUUUUUAAUGUAGUGUGCCAAUUUUGUGACUGCAGUCCUGUGAAAGCCCCACUGAACUGAAGAAUUAUGUCUGCCCUGCAAAUUGAUAUGUGUAAAAUAAAGUAUGUCUAAAUCUCCUA
This is a messenger RNA of Peromyscus californicus insignis, 2019 nucleotides long. RefSeq names its product nipsnap homolog 2 (gene Nipsnap2). The record is from RefSeq and is a predicted model, not a curated record. The transcript is spliced from 10 exons. Bases 73 to 918 code for a protein of 281 amino acids. Gene Ontology annotation, cellular component: mitochondrion. Lineage: Eukaryota; Metazoa; Chordata; Mammalia; Rodentia; Cricetidae.